GAAAAAAAAGAAGGAUACGGACAUCCUCGUCUGGGUGCAAGAACAUCGUUGUUCCCGCAUAUUUAUACAAACAGGAACAUCUGUAAACCAAACAAACCCCAUUCGUUUCUCUUCUUUCAUAUAUCACCGAAGAACACCAAACCGCAGGGAUUCGAAAACGAUGUCGUCCAAAAACGGCUUUGAGGCUAACCACCAAGAGCAACACCCUGGUGCUGAACACAGUGUUGAUGGGAACUGUGAAGCAGUUACUGAAGUUGGAUGGUAUGUUCUUGGUGAAAAUCAACAAAAUGUUGGCCCUUAUGCUUUUUCUGAGUUGCGUGAGCAUUUCUUAAAUGGGUACCUCUCCGAAAGUACACUUGUAUGGUCUGAAGGGAGAAGCGAAUGGCAGCCAUUGUCCUCAAUCCCUGGGCUGCUGACUGGAAUUUCUCAGCACAGAGCUGAUGAUUCAACUAUAGUGCCUGCCAGUGAUGAUGACGAGUUUGAGAAAUGGCAGAAGGAGGUUAGAGAGGCGGAAGCAGUGGCAGAGGCACAAGCGUUAAAGAAUGAAAUUCAUUCUGGAAAUGUUGGUGUUGACUUGGGGGAAGUUGAUCAUGACAGACCUUCGACACCACCAGAUGGGGAGGAAGAAUUCACUGAUGAUGAUGGGACUACGUACAAGUGGGAUCGUGGUCUUAGAGCUUGGGUUCCUCAGGAUAACACAUCUAGCAGAAGUGAGCUAUAUGGGUUAGAAGAGAUGACCUUUUUAGAAGAAGAGGAAGUCUUUCCAACUUUUAUUGUUUCUGAUGCCCCUGCCAUUGAAGAAGUUAAUGCCACAGUAAAUGAUGUAACAGUAAAUGCUUCUGCCACCUCUGGAAAGGAAGAAGAUAAUGUUACCAGUGAGGUAGUUGAGGCAAAGCAAAAUGGCAAGAGAAAAUUAUCGGACAAGCAAACAGACAAGAAGGAAGCUAAUAAACCUCCUGAUAGUUGGUUUGAAUUGAAAGUGAAUACACAUGUUUAUGUGACUGGGCUGCCUGAUGAUGUUACCAUUGAUGAAGUGGUGGAGGCAUUCUCCAAGUGUGGGAUAAUAAAGGAGGACCCUGAAACGAAAAGACCUCGUGUGAAGCUAUAUUUUGACAAAGAGACAGGAAGGAAAAAGGGAGAUGCACUAGUAACGUAUCUGAAGGAACCAUCUGUUGUUCUGGCUCUCCAAAUUUUGGAUGGAACACCUCUUCGUCCUGGUGGCAAUAUUCCUAUGUCAGUCACUCAGGCUAAGUUUGAGCAGAAAGGUGAUGCAUUUAUUGCCAAACAAGCUGACAGCAAGAAGAAGAAGAAGCUGAAGAAGGUGCAUGACAAAAUGCUUGGCUGGGCUGGCCUUGAUGAUGCAAAGGUUUCAAUUCCAGCUACUGUUGUUCUUCGCUACAUGUUCACCUCUGCUGAAAUGAGGGCUGAUGAAAAUUUACGGUUGGAAUUAGAGGCAGAUGUUAAGGAGGAAUGUGUAAAGCUUGGACCUGUGGACUUGGUCAAGGUUUGCGAGAAUCAUCCACAAGGUGUAGUUUUGGUAAAAUUCCAGGACAGGAGGGAUGCUCAAAAGUGCAUAGAGUUGAUGAAUGGAAGAUGGUUUGGCGGUAGACAGAUACAUGCUAGCGAGGAUGACGGUUUGGUCAACCAUGCUUCGAUCCGGGAUUUAGAUUAUGAUGCCGCACGGUUGGAGGAGUUUGGUGCCGAACUCGAAGCUGAUUAAGCUAAUGAUGAUGUAAAUUACUAAAUAGAUGCUUCUGAUACCAAAUUUUCUUGUAAAAUACUAGGACUUUUGAGGAUCUGUGAUGAUAAUUAUACUUUUAGGUCGCACAUUAGCCGACUACCUCUGUUAAUAUGGUUUACAAUCUAAAAUAGCCAUAUAUAAAGAUUUUUUUAUUUUGAGGAA
This is a messenger RNA of Corylus avellana, 1903 nucleotides long. It is a transcript of the gene ELF9, whose product is annotated as RNA binding (RRM/RBD/RNP motifs) family protein. Gene Ontology annotation, cellular component: U2-type spliceosomal complex; U2 snRNP. Lineage: Eukaryota; Viridiplantae; Streptophyta; Magnoliopsida; Fagales; Betulaceae. Gene Ontology annotation, molecular function: RNA binding. The record is from RefSeq and is a predicted model, not a curated record. Gene Ontology annotation, biological process: mRNA splicing, via spliceosome.